AAAUCAAACUACAAGCCUACACUCAUAUACAAUACAAUCAACAAAGAAAAGAGUCAAAUUUACAAAAAUGGUUUAUUCUGCCCAGCACAGAAACAUUAGCAUUCUUAUGCUUCCAUGGUUAGGUCACGGCCAUAUUUCUCCCUUCCUAGAGCUAGCCAAGAAACUCACCAGUCUCAGAGACUUUCACAUCUUUAUUUGCUCCACACCUGUAAAUCUCAGCUCUAUCAAGCCAAAACUCCCUCAGAAAUACUCUCACUGUAUUGAGUUUGUGGAGCUCCAUCUUCCACACGAUGAGUUGCCUGAACUACCACCUCACUACCACACCACUAAUGGCCUCCCACCCCAUCUCAUGCCCACUCUCAAAAAGGCCUUCGACAUGUCCAGCGAUAACUUCUCCGACAUCCUCAAAACCCUAAAACCAGAUUUGCUUAUAUAUGAUUUUCUUCAGCCAUGGGCACCCUCCCUAGCUUUGUCUCACAACAUUCCGGCCGUCGAGUUCAUCACCACCAAUGCUGCCUUGAUGUCACUUAGUGUUCACCAACUCAAGAACCCUAAUGCUCAAUUUCCUUAUACUUCCAUCUAUCUUCGGGAUUACGAAGCUAAGAAGUUCAGCAAUCUGCUAGAAUCUUCAGCAAAUGGCAUCAAGGACGGAGAGCGCGUACUGCUGUCAAGUGAUCGUUCUCGUAACAUCAUUUUGGUGAAGACAUCUGGAGAGAUCGAAUCAAAAUAUGUUGAUUAUCUCUCUGAGUUAAUGGAGAAGAAGAUUGUGCCCGUCGGCUCACUUGUUCAAGACCCAAUGGAUCAAAAGGUCGAUGAGGAAUCGUCGAUCAUCAAAUGGCUAAAUGAAAGGGAAAGAUCUUCGGUCGUGUUUGUGUCCUUCGGGAGCGAGUACUUUUUGUCUAAGGAGGAAAUACAAGAGAUAGCUCAUGGGUUGGAGCUUAGCCAAGUGAGUUUCAUUUGGGUUAUUAGGUUUCCCAAGGAAGAGAGAAGUACUAGCGUUGAAGAGGUUUUGCCAAAAGGGUUUGGGGAGAGGGUGGGAGAGAGAGGGGUGAUAAUGGAGGGUUGGGCCCCACAGGAAAAAAUACUGAAGCAUUCUAGUGUCGGUGGGUUUGUGAGUCACUGCGGAUGGAGCUCGGUGUUGGAGAGCAUCAAGUUUGGUGUUCCGAUUAUAGCCAUGCCUAUGCAACUUGACCAACCAGUAAACGCAAGACUGGUGGAGGAGGUCGGCGUUGGUGUGGAGGUUAUAAGAACCGGCGAAGGAGGCAGUUUGCAACGGGAAGAGGUGGCGAAGGUGAUCAGAGAUGUGGUGGUGGAGAAGAUUGGAGACUGUGUGAGAAUAAGGGCUUUGGAAUUGAGAGACAACAUGAAGAUGAAAGAGGAUGAAGAGUUGGAUUGGGUGGUGGAGGAGUUGAUGCAACUUUGUACGAAGACGGAAGGGGAAUCAGUUAGUACCUACUUUUAAGUGAGAUUUCGAUGUCGACACUUGCAAUAAUCAUUCUUAUGAUUUUGAAUUCUCACGUCAGUGAAUCAUAAGUCAAUCUUUUGAAGUCGUGUUUGUAGAUGUUGAUCAUUUUAAUCAUUAUAAUAUGGUUUUUAAUGGUCACAUCAGCUUGUGAAUGUAUCAUAAAUAUGUCUCUCUACAUUUAAUCAUUAUGUAUUUAUUCGCUUUUGUUGAA
Molecule: messenger RNA, 1676 nt
Organism: Malus domestica (apple)
Lineage: Eukaryota; Viridiplantae; Streptophyta; Magnoliopsida; Rosales; Rosaceae
Product: beta-D-glucosyl crocetin beta-1,6-glucosyltransferase-like
Molecular function (GO): UDP-glycosyltransferase activity
Source: RefSeq, a predicted model, not a curated record